GGAAGAAAAUUGAGCUUUACUUUAAAUGCUUUCAUUAGUUUCGUAUCGCUAAUAAUUAUAGUUUUUAUACUUAUAUGAAUCUUGAUGUCGAAGUAUAACUAAUACUUCUUUUUGUAAAUUUAGAUUAAUUAAUUUUCAAUCCUUUAUAUAAUUUUAAUAACGAUCCACUUUAGAGUGUCAAACUACUAUAAAAUUCUUAUCAAUAACACUAACUGACAACACAGGAAGACAAAUCCAAAAUGGCUGCGGAUGAAUGGAGGAACUGUGUAGAAUGGUUGGUAAGAUGUCAAAUCCUACCACCAGACCACAAAGCAACAAAAUCAGAUGCUACGGCCUUUGAUCUAGCUCAAGCUUUGAGAGAUGGCGUUUUGUUGUGUCACCUUUUAAAUACACUGCAUCCUAACUGCAUAGACAUGAAAGAUUUUAGUUCCCGUCCACAGAUGUCACAGGUUUGAGUUUAUGUUAAAUUUGCAGUGCAGAUGGGUUAAUGUUUGACUAGUUGUGUAAAUAGUACCGACAUUGUUUACUUUAAACGGCUUUGAGGGACUCAUCAUGUGUCGCUUGUUUUUUAUUUUGACUUUUAUUGUGACAAUGUUUUUAAAUGUUAGGAUAAUUAGGCCCAAGGGUACCAGGCCCAAGUGUUCAGUGGUAUAUAUAAAUUAUAAACUAUUAUUAUAAACACAAAUCAAUCAUAAUCAAUGGUUGAAAAGGAAUUUGUAGUAAUUAUAUUUUUUAUAUUAAGAUAAGAUACAUUUACAUAUAAUCAGGAGCAUGUCAUUCAUAGGUAAAAGUAAAAUUAAAAUAAUAUUACAUGGGACUGGUACGAAUUUUUUUGCUUGGUUGGUAUCAUUGGCCUUCUACUUCUUAUUUAAAAAGCCUACUUGUCAAAGAAUUGAAUGUUCACUUGACUCACAGUAAAUUAUGAUGUAAAUCAAUUAACAAUUGGGAUUGAUUACAAUUUAUUAGUGAACACUCACGUCUUUGGAAGCUUAGCUUUUUUGAUGAGUAAAAGCAUUAUUAUUGACAUCUUCCAUUUUGCUGUUCUGAUCAAAUCUAGGUAAAUUAUAUGGUACACUUGGUAAACAUUUACUCCAUGCCUUGAAUUUUGGAGUUUGCCUUUCCAUUUAAUCAUACUCAGAAGAGCUCUGUGUACCAUGUAAUCCAUAGGUCGCAUUGGCAUUCCCAAAACAACAAUGUAGUUCUAUACAUUUAGUAACGAAAUUCUUAAUUCUAGCCCCUCCGUUUUAUCAUAGUUAGGCGAGGAGGUUAAUUCGAUCUUAUCUUCUUAACUGUAACAUCCUAUUUUUGUUUUGAAGGAAGAUUUGACCAAACCAACUAUUCUAAUUUUUGUCUCUACAAAUUAUUUCCCUUUCAUCAUAAGGGGGUCAUCCAUAAAUGACGUCACACUAUUUUUGUGCACCCCAAAUUCUCCCCCAUCAUCAAAAAAAUCUAGACGCACUCGUAAUACAUCAAUGAAUGCUUAACGUUAUUUAAGUAUGGGCCCUAAGUCUAGUUUUCGAUUAUAUGUUACUUUCAGGCAGUGGUUCCUAGAUUGCCUAGUUCUCUUAGGUAAACUGUCAAUAAAUGUGACAUGUCUACUAUGGAUGAAUGGAUGGAUAAAGCACUCUAGGUUUCAGCAGUUUACAGAAACUUUUGUUGAGGCGUAUUUUAAAUUUGAAUGAUGUUUAUAUUGGGAAAAAAAAAAAGAAAUGUUUACUGCCUUAUAAUCGUUUAUGUCUCUUGUAAUUUUGAAAAUAACUUGGCCUACAUUUUUAUUUCUUAAAAAAAAAAAAAAAAAAAAAAAGAAUGAUUGAACUUUUAACCAUUAUGGACAAAUGAUUAUGAUAUUUUUUUAAAAACUCAUUUUUUUAGUUCCUCUGUAUGAAAAACAUAAAAAAAAAAAAAAGAAAUGUUUAUUGCCUUAUAUUCGUUUUUUUCUUUUGUAAUUUUGAAAAAAACUUGGCCUACAUUUUUAUUUCUUAAAAAAAAAAAAAAAAAAAAAAGAAUGAUUGAACUUUUAACCAUUAUGGACAAAUGAUUAUGAUAUUUUUUUAAAAACUCAUUUUUUUAGUUCCUCUGUAUGAAAAACAUAAGAACCUUUCUUCAAACUUGCACAAGUGUUUUUGGAAUAGACCAACGAGAUUUAUUCAAGCCUAAUGAUUUAUUUGAUGUUAAAGAUUUCAAAAAGGUAUGGUUCUUUGCUUUCUGUAUGUAUUUGUGUGUUUGUGUAUAACUAUAAAUAACAUGCAUAUAGAGCUGUACUAAUGGCUGCUGGUUAGAACCUUUGGAAGAGAGGUGGGGUAAUUCCCUAUAUUAUGUGCUAAAAAAGAUAAUCAUGUCUUGUUUGUCUUAUUUGCCGCAUAUAUUUUCAAAAUUUAAGUUAUCUUUUUUUUUGUAGCGUAGUCUCUUCUAUUUGGAUAACCAUAGGCAGGACUUAGUAUGCUUUAAUAUAAUAGCAUAUUGAUAUCAUUGAAAUUUACUUCAUAGUCAUUAUACAUGAAAAACUAAAAUUACUAAAAAUAUAUCACAAUUGGCUUAUUACAAUAAUUUUAUCCUGGUCAAGCAGAUGACCAGAUGAUACAAAAUCUUGUAUGAAUUUUGUGUAUUAUUCAUUUAUUUUACAUCUUCUAAGAACCUGCAUUCUAAGGAAGACUAUGAUGAGAAAUUAACAUAUUUAUAUAGCUUUAACUGACACUUGCAUAUUAAGAAUUAAAAAAAAAUAUAUAUCAUUAUUUAAAGUUGUUGAAAUAGAUGCAUGUUUCCUUUCAUCAGGUGUUGGACACGCUAUCACAGUUGUCCAAAAGUGAACUGUCACAAAGGAAAUAUAGGUAAAAUUUUUAUUACUUUUAAAGUCUCGUAUUAAAAAAUGAUUUAAAAAAAAAAAUUUGAAAAUAUAAUCCAGAAAAGAUGAGAUAUGUCAUUAAACGAAUCACUUUGUCAUUGUUAAAUUAUGACUGUUUUAUUGUUGGGCACCAAAGUAAUUCCUCACACCACGUUAUGCUUUUGCUUUUUUCCCCCCUCUUACUACUUAUACAAAUUAUAUUUUUUUGUUUUUCUAUUUAAAUUGGUUUGCUGGAAAGUUUGUGAUCUUAACCUGAAAAAGUUAAAAAAUGAGAUUUUGUGAAGCUCUUAAAGACUUGGAGCUAGGAAUCUUUACAUUUACUGCAAUUAGGAAUCUUUACAUUUACUGCAAUGUCCAAAACUCUAUUUUCACUGAAAACUUUUAAAGGGGUUUUCAAAACCACUUUGCCGCUCCUGACCAACGGGAUGUUUACUACAAUGAUCUGGAAGCUUUGGCUACGUAAGUCCUUUGGCGGAUGCAUCUAGAGUUGUCUUGACUGAACUGUUGAAAUUAACACUAUUCCUGAGUUGUUUAGUUCUAAAGUGCAAUGGAUUUUCCAUUUAACAAUCCCAUAAUGGUGACUUGUUUUGACUUAACCCAACUAAUCACUGCAUGGUCUGUUGGAUGGUUUUAGUUCAGUUGUCCAUUGAUUUACUGUUUCAUUCAGUUGAACAUUGAUAGGAUUAUGUUGUAUGUAUAGUUAUUUGACCUAAGUAAUAAAUGUUCAAAUGGAUAAAAAAAAAAACAGAUAGAAAAACAACUGAUUAUUAACCUUUCUUGUUAUUUGGUGUUUUUAAAAGAUUUGUUCCCGGUUGCUGCAGCCAGGUAUCCCCAGCAACAAGAGCCCGGGGCAAUCACAACUUACAUUAGCAUAAACUUAUUAGUUUUUAAGUCCUGAAAAGACCUUAUGAAGACACAAAUCCAUCCAUUUUAAAAAUGUUCUCAUGAACUCAUUGGGUUAUUUUUAAACAUGAUACUAUAGUUCCCUCAUUUUUGCAGGGGACAUAGGGUGGAUUUGUCAAAAGAAUAUAUAAACUCCUCAGAUCAUUUAUUUUGUGAUUUUCUUAAAUCAAUGUUUCCAUCCUUGAGAAAUAAUUAUGUUGUAUACAAGUAGAUGAGCUUUGAGGAUCUGUAAAUAGACGCCAAUCCCCACACACCACUCUCUAAAGUCAUGAUCGUUGUACGGAUUAUGUAAUGCAGGAUCAUGUUUUAUCUCAUCAAUAAAAGAAAUGAUAAGAACUUAUUUGAAUGGUUGGAUCACUGGCUUGUGAAUUCUCAGCAAACUUUUGAUUUGUUUAUGUUAGCCCCAUUUAAAAAAUCAUAUUCCUUCUGGUAAUGCUGAAUGCACGCGGGAGCUUUGAGAAAGAUCGUAUUACAAUUUAAUAAGCAAGAACUUCUCAUGUGCUCUCCCUUGAUUGGUGGUGGGCCAUCCCCCUCACAUACUCAUAUGCUCCCACCCUUUGCAUCCUUUUGAUUGAGGCUACAUACUGCUGGGUGUCUAUGUGGUCAAGUGUGUCAACACCAACGCCAGAACACCUUGACUGCAGACAAGCAAAACAACAGGAUCAUAGGUGGUAGGAUCAUCUAAGAGAAGGACAUUUGUCUUGCAAACCUUGGUGGUAGGCUCAUCUAAGAAAAGGACAUUUUUCUUGCCAACCUUGGUGGUAGGCUCAUCUAAGAGAAGGACCUUUGUCUUGCCAACUUUGGUGGUAGGCUCAUCUAAGAGAAGGGCAUUUGUCUUGUCAACCUUGGUGGUAGGCUCAUCUAAGAGGAGGACAUUUUUCUUGUCAACCUUGGUGGUAGUCUCACCUAAGAAAAGGACAUUUGUCUUGCCAUCCUUGGUGGUAGGCUCAUCCAAGGGAAGGACAUUUGUCUUGCCAACUUUGGUGGUGGGCUCAUCUAAGAGGAGGACAUUUGUCUUGUCAAUCUUGGUGGUAGGCUCAUCUAAGAGGACAUUUUUCUUGCCAACCUUGGUGGUAGCCUUUUCCAAGGAAGGUAACCUCUGAUUGCAAACUUAAAUGUGCUUUGGGAGACAACCACAAAAGAAAAAUCUGGAGAUGGCGUCCCUAAGGGUAUAUGACAAUGAAUCAAUGAAAAUUAUGGCAGCUUCUGGGAAGCUGUAUCAAACUCUGGGUGUUCCCUUGGGUUCAGAAAAUCUAAUUGCUAAUAAACCAAGCUAAUUAAGCCUUGUUAUUAUUGGGCAAUGAUGUUUCAUUGUGUUUUUUUUUUACCAUUAGAUAAAAGAAAGUAAAAAUAAGAUAAUUAUAGCCGGGCUCUGUAACUUUAUUGAUAACUCUUCAGAGUAAUUCUAGUUUAUCGAUGACUCUGGGAGAGGAAAGAAUAUUUGUUUCAGCUGCGUGAAAGAGGCAGUGUGGCGAUAAAAUUACACUGGAUGAAUUGUAUGUGUGGUUUGGGGGGGGGGGUUGCACUAAAUUGAUACUGUGCCUGUAAUAACACUGUGAUUAGGCCCUGCUUUUGAAUAUUACGUUUAAUGGCUUCAAAUAUUUGUUUCAGCUGCGUGAAAGAGGCAGUGUGGCGAUAAAAUUACACUGGAUGAAUUGUAUGUGUGGUUUGGGGGGGGGGGGUUGCACUAAAUUGAUACUGUGCCUGUAAUAACACUGUGAUUAGGCCCUGCUUUUGAAUAUCACGUUUAAUGGCUUCCUGUAUUCAUUAUAUAUUUCAAACCUUGUAUCAAUGGAGUGUUUAGUGAAGGAGAAAGGUUAUAUAGAAAAAGUGUUAAGUUAUUUUCAAUUCUGUUUAUCCUAAUCAAUCCAAAUCCAAUUGUGAAACCAUACUAUUAAUUCCCAUUGCUGAGAUACUGACCCGAAGAAAUCUCUCACAAAAAAACAACAACAACCAAACAAACAUUUUUAUCCCUUUCUACCUUUAAAAACUGGGGACAUCUAGGGCAUGCCAUUCUUGUAGUUACUCGUUAGUUUCUGGUUAAUUGUAUGUGUCAUGUGUUCAUUUGCCUUCCUAAUAUUGCAACCAAUUACUACCAGCCAUUAAAGAUACCAAGUUGUGUGUUCCUACCACUGGCCCGUACCACUAUUCUGGAGUCCCAGAAACACCUAAUGAGAUAAUGACUGGCCUGUUUAUGAAGGAAUGUUGUGAGUCAAUUAACUCAUUAGGCAGGCCAUUUCACAAAGCCAUGACUGGUUGGAUAGGGCAUUGAGCAUGCAAUGGUGUUUGUGGAUAACUUGUAGAUUUAUUUCCCAGCUGCUUUCUAUCAUUUUUUCCUUGACUUUUGUGUCUGGUCUGAUCUUUGUUCCAGCCCUAAGAUAAAACUACCCAGGACCUUGUGUAAACGACCUGUUAUAUUCUCACGUGUCAACCAGCCUGUCAUAUUGUCAUAUGUGAACCAGCCUGUCAUAUUGUUACAUGUGAACCAGCCUGUCAUAUUGUCACAUGUGAACCAGGCUGGCAUAUUGUCACAUGUCAACCAGCCUGUCAUAAUGUCACAUGUCAACCAGGCUGGCAUAUUGUCACAUGUGAACCAGGCUGUCAUAUUGAUGUGAACCAUCUUGUAAUAUAGUCCCAUGUAAAACUGCUGUGUUCUGAUGGCUUUUUAUAUUAACAUGCUGUAUCCUUUUGUUUAAGCUCUAUUACUUACAUUUUUUCUACUCUUGAUUGAAACAUUAUCUUUAUUGACUUAUCCUUUGUACCAACCGUAACUUGAUAUGUCUUGUACUCUCUCCAUUCAAGUUUGGAUGGUAUAGGGCAGGCUUGCACAACUCAAAAUGUAAGGCGGGCCGCAAUACUUUAUGGAAAAACUUGUGCGGGCUGAAAGAAAAGAGGAGGGGGGGGAGCUAUUAAAAAAAUACUAAUAAAAAUAAUAAAUAUUUUGUUAAUUCGUGGGCGCAAAGUGAGUGCUGCCGGGUCACAUGUGGCCGGCGGGCCGUAUGUUGUGCAGGCCUGGUAUAGGGUAUGUGAACAUGGUGUAGUUUCUUCUGUACUUGAGCCAUUUUCUGAUUUGACUGAUUGCAAUUAAUUAUCUUGUGUCUAUUGUUUGUCCCGGAUUUAGUGGCUUCCCACCAGAGUCUAGUCCAGGAGAGCAUGAUGAUGGAGAUAUAUAUGGCAACCUUCAGGACCUAGCUUCGUGAGUACUUUUCUUACCCCUUCAAACAAACAACACAUAUUGUCAUAUAUGUAAAUAGAAACUACUGCUACAUUCCAAGAUUUCUGUUGUUCACUACAUGAUAUUCUAUUUUUAUGUUUCAUAAUAAUCCUAGACAUUAUAUAUUUCUUCAUUCUUUGCUCUUUUAUUUUUGCGUUAGUCAUUGAAAUCGUUCGCAUAGCACAAAAAUCUCUAUAUAUAAUUCGCCAGCAAAGGUUAAACACCAACACACACCACGCAGGCUAUUUAUAGAUACGCCAGAGUGUGGUUCAAUAAUGAGUUCACUAGUGCGCAAAAUAUAAUUCCCGAUAACUACGCUAUAUAUGAUAUAUAUAUUUUUUUAAUAACGCAAUUGCGUUUGGUGCAUAAUAUUUUCUUUUCGGAAAUGAAAUCGUCUCAAUUUAAGUAUUGUGUAAAAAUAUUAGGUUUAAAAGUGGUUGGGACAUGAGAAUAUUAAUAUAGUUCAUGGGCAUGAAAUAAAAAGUGUGUAGUGACGUAUCAUGGGGAAGGGGUGUAGCAAAUAUUGGGAUUCUUAAAUGUGUGUUACUUGAGUUCAUGUUUUGUCAAGUAACUUUACUAGAUGUGAAGUUUAGGCGGCAACUGUUUGGCGGGCUCUAUCUAGUGAUUUAUAUUCAUGGGACAUUUUUGGAUUGUGUAACUAAUAGGAGUGACCAAUGGCCUGUGGAUUAACUACCUGACCAGCAAGACCGCUUAGUUAGUUUAACACUUGUUGAAGAGUUUAAUACGGGGACAGUUGAUCAGCUUAAUUUGUUGAAACCCAAUAAAAUGUCUGUGAAAAAAUGUUGAUAAAAAAAAAAGUGAAUACAAAUUGAUAAAGUAAUAUGAUGUCAUGUCACCAUAGAUAUUUGUUGCAAUAACCAAAGAAAAGUAAAGAGUUUAAGUUUUAACAGUUCCAGAAGAAAUGGGGGACCUAAGAUUUAUAAUUUAAUGAGCAAUUUAUUGUAUCAAAGAUUUAUAAUUUAAUGAGCGUUUCACCAGGUUUUACUUUGUACCUUCUAAUUUGGGACUCGUGCUUUGGUUACCCGGCUCUAAACACUGGUCUGUAAACUCCAUUCAAACUCCAUUGUUUUGAAAGGUCAUUUACGGCUCUGGUUUUUUGCCACUUAGGCCAGCGGCUGUAGCAACUUGUACCACCUAAACAAGCUGACAUGAUAUGGAGCUCCUGUAACCCAAUACACUGGGAGCUCCUUGUGAACCCUCACAGUUGAAGUUACUUGUACUGUACAAACCAAACAAACAUGGUGGGUAUGUAGUGUAACCAAAUACACUAGGAGCUCCUUGUGAACCCUCACAGUUGAAGUUACUUGUACUGUACAAACCAAACAAACAUGGUGGGUAUGUAGUGUAACCCAAUACACUAGGAGCUCCUUGUGAACCCUCACAGUUGAAGUUACUUGUACUGUACAAACCAAACAAACAUGGUGGGUAUGUAGUGUAACCCAAUACACUAGGAGCUCCUUGUGAACCCUCACAGUUGAAGUUACUUGUACUGUACAAACCAAACAAACAUGGUGGGUAUGUAUUGUAACCAAAUACACUGGCAGAACGCUGUGAACUCUCAGCUCAAAUAAUUGCCUCCUUCAUGUGUUUGGCAUGGCUUAGGUUGUCUCCCUGUUCAUAUUAAACCAGGAUGUAAUGGUUCCUCUCUUCUCAGUUUUGAUACAAUAAUAGACUUCCUUGAUUUCUGUGUGAACACUUAAGAUAGUACUUCCACACAGUUUCAGUUUGUUAAUGUACUUCCACAUAGUCUCAGUUUGUUAACAUACUUCCACGUAACGUCGAUUGAUUGUUAUACAUCGUUGUAUCAGUAAACCCAUUCACUUAAAGUGGUGUGGCCCCACCCAGCAGAGAUCAAAGCACCUUCUAGUCUCUCAUGUGCCCUUUUGUUAACAUGAUGAAAUCAAGCUAAAAUAACGGGCAGUGUGUAAAUGAAGAUGCGUACGUUUAAUAAAAUAUUGUGUUGCAAUGAUACCAGCCUCACAUCUCCCGCACAUCAUCAAACCUUGUCAUCCUCUAGUUAUGUAGCACACUGCCUUGUUUCACGACUUUCUAGUAACUUUAAAACCACUUCCUCAUUGGUUUGUCAGCAGAGAAUAAAUAGGAUCAUUGGGAGGUGUGGCAUCCCCUGUAUUAAUGGAAAUAAUUUCCCACCCUUUCGGGAUCGGGGAGAUAAUGCAGUUUCCUAGUUGCGUGACUGAAAGUUUAUUACAGAUUUUCUUAUUAAACUGAUCUGCUCUCAGAACCCAAGUUCAAGGGCAGGCAAUUCUGAUUAAAAAGUGAGCAGUAAAGGUGACCCCAACCCUUCACCCUGCACAAUUUAAAUAUUGAAUUUAACAAAAAACUAACCCUUACCAGUAGAAAAGGGAAUUAAAAUGCCACAAAGGAAAAGACCCCCUCCCCCCUUUUUUUUUGUCCUUGUCUCCCUUGGCAUUAGUUGGAAGGUGGGUCUGGGCGGAUGAUAGUUCCAGGUAAUACACACCUGCUUCAGCUCAGCAGCCCAAGUUUGUUGACAGUGACAGUUAAGUUGUGGGGAGCCUAAACAGGUGUCACUUCCUUGUUACUGAAUAUACCCAGUUUAACAAUGGGCCCACUGAGCAAGGUCUAUGACAUUGGGGUUCCAGGUGAUUGGUCAGCAACCAAUGGAAGCAAUAGCUUUGUUACAGAGUUGUUACAUGUCGCUAACUAUUGACUCUCGUCUUUCUACUCUUUCUUUAAGUAUGGACAAAAACAAAACAACCAAUGGAAGCAGUAGCUUUGUUACAGAGUUGUUACAUGUCGCUAACUAUUGACUCUCGUCUUUCUACUCUUUCUUUAAGUAUGGACAAAAACAAAACAACCAAUGGAAGCAGUAGCUUUGUUACAGAGUUGUUACAUGUCGCUAAUUAUUGACUCUCAUCUUUCUACUCUUUCUUUAAGUAUGGACAAAAACAAAACAACCAAUGGAAGCAGUAGCUUUGUUACAGAGUUGUUACAUGUCGCUAAUUAUUGACUCUCAUCUUUCUACUCUUUCUUUAAGCAUGGACAAAAACAAAACAACCAAUGGAAGCAGUAGCUUUGUUACAGAGUUGUUACAUGUCACUAACUAUUGACUCUCGUCUUUCUACUCUUUCUUUAAGUAUGGACAAAAACAAAACAACCAAUGGAAGCAGUAGCUUUGUUACAGAGUUGUUACAUGUCACUAACUAUUGACUCUCGUCUUUCUACUCUUUCUUUAAGUAUGGACAAAAACAAAACAACCAAUGGAAGAAAUAGCUUUGUUACAGAGUUGUUACAUGUCGCUAACUAUUGACUCUCAUCUUUCUACUCUUUCUUUAAGUAUGGACAAAAACAAAACAACCAAUGGAAGCAGUAGCUUUGUUACAGAGUUGUUACAUGUCGCUAAUUAUUGACUCUCAUCUUUCUACUCUUUCUUUAAGUAUGGACAAAAACAAAACAACCAAUGGAAGCAGUAGCUUUGUUACAGAGUUGUUACAUGUCGCUAAUUAUUGACUCUCAUCUUUCUACUCUUUCUUUAAGUAUGGACAAAAACAAAACAACCAAUGGAAGCAGUAGCUUUGUUACAGAGUUGUUACAUGUCGCUAAUUAUUGACUCUCAUCUUUCUACUCUUUCUUUAAGUAUGGACAAAAACAAAACAACCAAUGGAAGCAGUAGCUUUGUUACAGAGUUGUUACAUGUCGCUAACUAUUGACUCUCAUCUUUCUACUCUUUCUUUAAGUAUGGACAAAAACAAAACAACCAAUGGAAGCAGUAGCUUUGUUACAGAGUUGUUACAUGUCACUAAUUAUUGACUCUCAUCUUUCUACUCUUUCUUUAAGUAUGGACAAAAACAAAACAACCAAUGGAAGCAGUAGCUUUGUUACAGAGUUGUUACAUGUCGCUAAUUAUUGACUCUCAUCUUUCUACUCUUUCUUUAAGUAUGGACAAAAACAAAACAACCAAUGGAAGCAGUAGCUUUGUUACAGAGUUGUUACAUGUCGCUAAUUAUUGACUCUCAUCUUUCUACUCUUUCUUUAAGUAUGGACAAAAACAAAACAACCAAUGGAAGCAGUAGCUUUGUUACAGAGUUGUUACAUGUCGCUAAUUAUUGACUCUCAUCUUUCUACUCUUUCUUUAAGUAUGGACAAAAACAAAACAACCAAUGGAAGCAGUAGCUUUGUUACAGAGUUGUUACAUGUCGCUAAUUAUUGACUCUCAUCUUUCUACUCUUUCUUUAAGUAUGGACAAAAACAAAACAACCAAUGGAAGCAGUAGCUUUGUUACAGAGUUGUUACAUGUCGCUAAUUAUUGACUCUCAUCUUUCUACUCUUUCUUUAAGUAUGGACAAAAACAAAACAACCAAUGGAAGCAGUAGCUUUGUUACAGAGUUGUUACAUGUCACUAACUAUUGACUCUCGUCUUUCUACUCUUUCUUUAAGUAUGGACAAAAACAAAACAACCAAUGGAAGAAAUAGCAUUGUUACAGAGUUGUUACAUGUCGCUAACUAUUGACUCUCAUCUUUCUACUCUUUCUUUAAGUAUGGACACAAAAACAACAAACAACCAAUCUACAAAUGUUCUUCUCCACAAACCGUGUCUUACCAAAUCUGGUGGAUGAGUGUCAGAUGGCCCACAUUUAGAGUUGGUUUCAGUUACUUAUUUAGCUUUGAUCGUUUGCCAUGCUUUUAAGUUGACUUAAUGACCUUUGACCCCAUUCCUGAGCCAAGGUUGCAGAAAAGCAUGAAUUACUUCCUCGUUACCGAAUGUCAUGACAGCAUAAUGCUCCACUGGUUCUCAAACAUUAGUUCAUAAAGGAUCAAAUGGUUCUCAAAUGUCAGUACAAAGUGGGUCCUAAGGUUCUCAAAAGGCAGUACUUUAUACUCUCACUCUUUCUAAAAUGUCACUACAUUAUCAAUCCCUAUAGAUAUUCCAGAUUGAGCCUAUGAACAUGAGGUGACAUAUUUAAAGAUCAAAGUCCAUGAAUAUAGUAAAGUGUAUAUUUAACACAGUGUACACUAUGAUAAUGAGGUGACAGAUUUAAAGAUCAGACCUGUUUACCCCCAAACUCUUAAAAUCGUACAAUAUCACCACAAAAUUGUUCAAUACAUUAUCUUAAUAGUAAAAAAAACACACAGUGUAUAUAAUGCAUACACCUCAAAAUCGUACAUUGCACGCCAAAAUCGUAAGAGUAAACAGGUCUUUGAAUAUAGUAAAGUGUAUAUUUAACACAGUGUACACUAUGAUGAUGAGGUGACAUAUUUAAAGAUCAAAGUCCAUGAAUAUAGUAAAGUGUCAAGAAGACAGAGCCAUUUUGGAUUGUCUGUGUCAAGAAGACAUAGUCGUUUGGACUGUCUGUGUCAAGAAGACAGAGCAAUUUUGGACUGUCUGUCAAGAAGACAGAGCCAUUUUGGACUGUCUGUGUCAAGAAGACAUAGUCGUUUGGGCUGUCUGUGUCAGAAGACAUAGUUGUUUGGGCUGUCUGUGUCAAGAAGACAGAGCAAUUUUGGACUGUCUGUGUCAAGAAGACAGAGUCGUUUGGACUGUCUGUCAAGAAGACAGAGCCAUUUUGGACUGUCUGUGUCAAGAAGACAUAGUCGUUUGGGCUGUCUGUGUCGGAAGACAUAGUUGUUUGGGCUGUCUGUGUGAAGAAGACAGAGCAAUUUUGGACUGUCUGUGUCAAGAAGACAGAGCCAUUUUGGACUGUCUGUGUCAAGAAGACAGAGUCAUUUGGACUGUCUGUGUCAAGAAGACAGAGUUGGUUUGGACUGUCCUGUGUCAAGAAGACAGAGCCAUUUGGGCUGGCUGUGUCAAGAAGACAGAGUCGGUUUGGACUGUCCUGUGUCAAGAAGACAGAGUCGGUUUGGACUGUCCUGUGUCAAGAAGACAGAGUCGGUUUGGAAUGUCUGUGUCAAGAAGACAGAGCCAUUUUGGACUGUCUGUGUCAAAAAGACAACCCUUUUCACAAGCCCUGCACUUACUUUGCAAAAAAAGAUAUAAAAAAUAAAAUUAUUACUUUACAAAUAUAAAACAAUAUAUAUUCUUGUAGGGCAUUGAACGAAAUUAUACAAUCUUUGUGAAUUAAGCUGCAAUCUCAAAAUUUGUGCAAAUUAGAUAUCCUUAUUUGCAUAAUUUAUGCAUGCAUUUUUUAUACUUAUAAUAAACAUGUAUUACUUGCAGAAAUUUGUUUAAUUUUCUGAUUGUUGAAGAUUCAGCGUGGAAUGACUGCAUUAAAUAUUUCCACUGGGGAUGCUUAUACCUUUGGCAUAUUUCAAGGUCAAAUAUUUUUUAAGUGUUUAUAUGAGUCACUAGGUACAAAAAAAAAUUGAUAUAAAUGAAUGAACACUGUAAACCAUCAAUGGAAGCCACCAUCAAAAUGGUGAGAUGAGUAAGAAGUAAGAGAAACAAAGACCAGCCAGCCAAUCUCAAGGCUUUUAUUAUUGGGCAGAUGGAUCUGCCUUUCGUCUUUUUUGCCAUUCGACUAACCCCAAGCAGAUAGAUCAUCAGAGUCGUCUCAAGAUGGUUAAUAUAUAUCUGCUUUUUAAGAAAUAAUCAGGAAAUGAUAUAAUCCUGUUAAUUAUACAGCUCUCUAAUUGAAAGCAUACCCCAAAAUAUUUAUAGCCAAAAAAAAAAUUGUUAAAAAGUCAUGUCAUUAAUUUUUUAAUAUUCGCAGACUACAUGCUAUUUUACGAAAACCAUUCAGAGCACAUUGAAGGACUUUUUAAUAUUUGUGGGACCAAAUAACUUGAACUGUAGAUCGCAAGAUGCUUGUGUCUGCAGAGACACAGGAGCAAGAAAGUCUUUAUAGAGACUGUCCUAAUGUUUGGUUGUUUGGGGGAUAUGAAUAGGACAGACAGUCUUUUGGGGACACAUUGAACAGUUCAUUACAAUCCUUUUUUUUUUACAAAGGAAAGAGUUUGGCAGAUUGUUAUUCCUAUUUCAAAUCUAAUUGAUCACUAAUUAAGUCGAUACUGUCACCAAGGGAGUUCUUUGAGGGCUGAUUUCUAAGCUAUAGAAUAGAAAGACUUACGAUGCUUGUGUUCUUCUCCUUCUAUAGUUUAAGUUGCUACAUUUGUAAAAUUUUGUCUUGGUUAAACUAUGCAUUUAUUUAGGCGCUGAAAAUGAACAAUAAAAUUUUAAAAAAACCUUUGUAGUUAUUUGCGUCAAUAAAAGAUUCUUAUCUUAUCUUGUCUUAUAAUAGACAAAAAAAUCAUCUUGCAUGAUUUUUUAUGUUUAUGAAAAGGGAUAUUUGAUUCAGACAAGCCCCAUAUCUUCUGUAAUGUAAGGACUGAAGGAAGAUUCUGUGAAUUCCUUUCUGUUGUUGUUGAGGCCAGUCUGCUAAUGAUGUCUGGUUGUUGUUGAUAGUAUCCGUCUGUUUGGUGUUGAUACAGUCUGCCGAUGAUGUCUGGCUGUUGUUGAGAGUAUCUGUCUGUUUGCUGUUGAUGAUGAUGUCUGGUUGCUGUUGUUAGUAUCUGUCUGCUUGCUGUUGUUGAUAGUAUCUGUCUGUUUGCUUUUGUUGAUUAGUAUCUGUCUGUUAUCUGUCUGUUUGCUUUUGUUGAUAGUAUCUGUCUGUUUGCUGUUGCAGAGAAAUUGACCUCGAGGACCAAGAGGACAUCUAUGACACAGUUUACCAGGAGGAUGAGGAGAAGAUUUAUGAAGACCUUCUUAGGGGCAGCAAGAAAGUCACAGCGGUGAGCAGUGCUUUUGUGUCUUAAAAGAUUUGCUCCCUUUUCCAAGUGUCUUUUCAGGGGCACCAUUAUACUUAUAAACUAUUGACCGUUUUCUAGGGUCUGUCUGGAUAAAGCAUUAGGCUGUAUAUCUGUGAACUAUUAAUGCAUUCUAGCUACCCUUCUAUUUCAACACUGGUGGAGGAUGUUGUCAAUAUUAAAUAGUUAGAUAUGUGUAUAUCUUUCUGAGCAAAGCUUUUUCUGGGUGGUUACGGUGUAUCUUUAAAUGUGCUGUCCCAAUAUUCUUAGGAAUGUGUACUAAUGACCUUUGUGUGGUUGUACAGUAAACUUAGUACCCAAGACAGUGACAGCGUGGUGCACAGUAAACUUAGUACCCAAGACAGUGACAGCGUGGUGCACAGUAAACUUAGUACCCAAGACAGUGACCGCGUGGUGCACAGUAAACUUAGUACCUAAGACAGUGACAGUGUGGUGCACAGUAAACCUAGUACCUAAGACAGUGACCAUGUGGUGCACAGUAAACCUAGUACCUAAGACAGUGACAGUGUGCUGCACAGUAAACUUAGUACCUAAGACAGUGACAGUGUGGUGCACAGUAAACACAGUACCUAAGACAGUGACAUUUUAUGAUUAUUACUAUUGAAUGGACUUUUACUUCUCCUGCUUUUUAGCACAGCUUUUCAAAACAGUUUCUUCUUACUUAUUUUUUUAUUAUUACUAUUGAAUGGACUUUUACUUCUCCUGCUUUUUAGCCCCGCUUUUCAAAACAGUUUCUUCUUUCUUGUCAUUGUUUUUCAGUUUUAGAAUUCUGCCCCCCCCCCCCCCUCAUUCCUUUAUGUUACCUACAUUGAUUGUGAUAAUCCCCCCUUAAUUACUGAUCUCCCCUGUAUCAAAUAAUCUCUACCCCAUCAUGGUUAUCUCCCUUCUAUCACAUCUCUACCCCAUCAUUGUUAUCUGGCCCGGUCCUAACAUCUCUAUCACUCAUUCAUUCACUAUCCAUCAGGAGACAACAGACUUACCAUUCAAGUAUUCAGUAAGUCCAUAAUUUUCUUAGCACACUUCUGCAUGACCUUCACCUCUCAUUCAAUUCCUUCAUUGAAUGUAAUUUUUUUCGUUAUUACUAAAAAAAAUAAAUAAUGUUACAAUCUUAAUAAAAUCUUUUAUUUAUCUUGACAUGAACGCAGAGCCAUUGUGUGGGGCCCCGGAUAUUUGUGCGGCCUAAAAUUGUUAUACAGAAAAAUGUUUAAUUAUCAACUUUGAAUCCAAGGGUCAUGAAAUGAAAAGUGGCCGGGGGCUUCCAAAAUUCACGCUGUCUGCAAAAAAAGUCUGAUUGGUGGCCUUGUUGGUUGAGCUUCUUUAGUUCACUUUGAAGAAAAAUUUCCGUAAACCCAAUUACCAGACAGCUCUAUGAACAGAAAGCUAUACAAAUUGUUUGGUUAUCUUUGAAUUAAGUUUUGUUCAAAUGAACUUUUCCAAGAAUGCAAAAUAAAAGAAACAGUCAGUUUUCAAGGGGGGUGGGUGGGUGGGGUUGUGGAGGUGUAAUUAACAUAAUAUUUGAAAAAUGUGUUUUAUAAUUGCUUCCCUUGAUUAAAAAAAAAUCAAAAGUUAACGUUAUCUUUCUCUUACUUAAAGUUCAGCUUCCAUUAUGAUUUAUCUUUUUACAAAAUUUUCAUAAGGGUACGUCUUAGUGUGUUUAUGGUUACAGUAAGUUUGAAUAAGGACAUGUUUUUAAGCACUGUAAAUUCUCAGUGAGGUUCAACUAAGCAUGGAACAUAAUGGAAGUUUAUCAUUUGUAAAACACUUUGCAGCCAGGAAAGUGCGAUUUGUGAGGUAACUGAAUGUCCCAUAACGCAGGGGUUCGCCUCAUGCAAGAGCUGUUUCUUUUUACACUCCCCCCACCCAGGGACACAACAACACACUUUUUUCGAGGCCACUGAGCUGUAUAAAUCAUCUAAUGCCCCAUCCCUUAUGUAGAGCAGAUUUAUAGCACCAUUUUAAAAUUUUAGACAAUUUCCAUAAAACAAAAAUUAAUUACUAGGCACCGAAAUGCACUUGCUCUAUUUUAAGAAUCUCAUUUAACGCAGUUAUUAUUAUGAGUUUUAUUUUGCAUGCUAUUCCACUCACUGUUACACCAUACUUUCGAGGGAAUUAGAUUGAUUGACAUGAAAGCAAAAUCCUGCGUCUCUGCAUUUUUAUGUAAUCGAAUAGAUGAAAUCUGCGCUUAAAUGUAAGCAUGCAAAGAGAGUAUUGUAUAGAUCUCUAGUUCCCCUAUGGAAGCCAUCUGAUUGGUCUACGUCAGUGGUUCUCAACCUUCCUAAUGCCGCAACCUUUUAAUACAUUUCUCGUGUUGUGGCGACCCCCCAGCCACAAAAUUAUUUUCGUUGCCACUUCAUAACUGUAGAGUAUAUCUGUUUUCCGAUGGUCUUAGGCGACCCCUGAGAAAGGGUAGUUCGACCCCCAAAGGGGCCCACAGGUUGAGAACCGCUGGUCUGCGUGGACUGUGUUAGUGAUGAUGGGUGGCUUGAAAUAUUGUCCCUCUUUGUCACAGCUUACAGGAGAACCACAGACAAAGAGAGAUCACUGCAUCAGGGAACUGUUUGAGACAGAGAACAACUACAAGACGGCCCUGCAUAUGAUUAUUGAGGUGAGGCGAGGCACACGUUAUAGGGCAAUCAAGCUGGUUACAAAAGACACACAUUGACAGAGCAAUCAAGUUGGUUACAUUGACACACAUUGACAGGGCAAUCAAGUUGGUUACAAAAGACACAUUUACAGGGCAAUCAAGUUGGUUACCAAAGACACAUUGACAGGGCAAUCAAGUUGGUUGCAUAUGACACACAUUGACGGAUCAAUCAAGUUGGUUACAUUGACACACAUUGACUGAUCAAUCAAGUUGGUUACAUUGACACACAUUGACUGAUCAAUCAAGUUGGUUACAUUGACACACAUUGAUGGAUCAAUCAAGUUGGUUACAUUGACACACAUUGACUGAUCAAUCAAGUUGGUUACAUUGACACACAUUGACGGAUCAAUCAAGUUGGUUAUAUUGACACACAUUGACUGAUCAAUCAAGUUGGUUGCAUAUGACACACAUUGACGGAUCAAUCAAGUUGGUUACAUUGACACACAUUGACUGAUCAAUCAAGUUCGUUUGCAGUUGUUUAUAUUAAAUAAAUAUCUCUCAAUACUUUAACAAUUGUAAAAAAUUCCCAAAAGUACCCAAAAAAUCGUGCUUUUGUUAUGUCCUCACUAGGUGAAUUAAGAUAAAAGACUUGGCUUGGCCAUACAAAAUUCUCCCAAAUGGAUUGCUCAUAGAUAGCCAGAGGGACAUCAGGAUAGAAUAACACAGCGGCCUUGCUGAUGGCAUUAUUUGAUCAAUGAAUUCAUCAGUUUCAUUUCUAUAGUCAUGACGCCUUGCUAAAUAAUGUGCAUUGUCAUACUUAUCAUAAUGUCUCAUAUGCAUCCAUUAAGGUGUGCCCUGGUUACGGCUUAAAUAAUGUUUAGAAUUUCACUUUAAUCCACUCUAUAUCUCUAUAUUUUUCAGUAUUUUAUCAAACCCCUCCACAAUAUACUUCCUUCAAGUGACAGAGAGGUUAUCUUUGCACACAUAGAAGUAAGUCCACAGCUAUCAGAAUAAAAUAUCUUAAAAUUUGUCACUUUUAGUGUUAAUAGUAGAAAGUAGUGUGCUUCUUUAUACCUAAUGUGUAUAAUGGUCAUCUUCCUCUAUAUUUAAUGUGUAUAAUGGUCAACUUCCUCUAUAACUUAUGUGUAUACUGACCAUCUACCACAGCAACUCUAUGAAGUCCACAAAGAGCUACAUGAAAAGCUAAUCAAGUCUGUGAAUGAGGGAAGCCCACGGCUGGCCGACGUCUUCAUCACAUUCAAGACCAAGCUUCUCAUCUACGGGGACUACUGCUCGAAUCUACCAAAAGCUCAAAGUCGCAUUGAUAAAAUCUGUGAGAAUGAACAACUUAGGCUCAAAAUUCAGGUUUGCACUGUAUGAUGUUUGUUAAGUCUAAAAUGCUUGAUGUUUGUCUGAAGUCAGCAAUGUGUGAUGUUUGUCUGAAGUCUGCAAUGUGUGAUGUUUGUCUGAAGUCAGCAAUGUGUAAUGUUUGUCUGAAGUCUGUAAUGCAUGAUGCUUGUCUGAAGUCUGCAAUGUGUGAUGUUUGUCUGAAAAUAACACUCUCAAAUCUUCUGACAAUUGAAGUUUUGUAAUGCAUAUUACUCAUAAUUUCUACAGUGUACUAUUCUACUCUAUGCUUUUGUGAAUUAGAUGUGACAAGAUUUUUUGUUCUCUGUGAAAACUGGUAACUCUGUUUCUUGUUUGCUUCGAACAGGAAUGUGAAAAGAGAGCUAAUGAAGGCAAAUUCCGAUUAAGAGAUUUGUUGCACGUCCCGAUGCAGAGAGUUUUAAAAUAUCAUUUGCUGAUGAGGGUAAGAACAUGUCUUCAUGCAAUAAAUGUUUUAGCCUAGAAAAUGGCUCAAAGAAAUGUGUCCUCUUGUGUCCUGGUCCUUAAAUCCCCAUUCCUCAUUUGUCAUGGUCAAUAAAUCCCCAUUGCCCUCGUGUCCUGGUCCUUAAUCCCCAUUGCCCUUUUGUCCUGGUCCUUAAUCCCCAUUGCCCUUUUAUCCUGGUCCUUAAUUCCCAUUGCCCUUGUGUCCUGGUCCUUAGUCCUCAUUGCCCUUGUGUCCUGGUCCUCAUUCCUCAUUGCCCUUGUAUCCUGGUCCUUAUUCCUCAGUGCCCUUUUGUCCUGGUCCUUAAUCCUCAUUGUCCUUGUGUCCUGGUCCUUAGUCCUCAUUGCCCUUGUGUCCUGGUCCUCAUUCCUCAUUGCCCUUGUGUCCUGGUCCUUAAUCCUCAUUGCCCUAGUGUCCUGGUCCUUAGUCCUCAUUGCCCUUGUGUCCUGGUCCUCAUUCCUCAUUGCCCUUGUGUCCUGGUCCUUAUUCCUCAUUGCCCUUGUGUCCUGGUCCUUAAUCCUCAUUGCCCUUGUGUCUUGGUCCUUAGUCCUCAUUGCCCUUGUGUCCUGGUCCUCAUUCCUCAUUGCCCUUGUGUCCUGGUCCUCAUUCCUCAUUGCCCUUGUGUCCUGGUCCUCAUUCCUCAUUGCCCUUGUGUCCUGGUCCUCAUUCCUCAUUGCCCUUGUGUCCUGGUCCUUAAAUCCCAUUCCCCCAUGGGCCCUGAGGAAACUGUACACAAACAGUGGCACAAGCAAAACAAAAGUCUAUGAUUAUGAAGUGAUCAAGAUUUGUUCUUUCAUUACCAUCUAUUCUAUGAUUAUGAAAUGAUCAAGAUUUGUUCUUUCAUUACCAUCUAUAUCGUCUGCCACCAGUCCAUUAAUAUUAUUAUAACAAAAGUAGAAAUUUAUAAUAAAACUUAUCAAAAGAAAAUAAAUUGUCCUACAAUGGUUGAAGUAUAGCAUAGGAGACGAUCGCUCUCACUGCCCUCAUAUCCAUAAAAACAUGGAAAUAAUUUUGAUAUAUUUUAUUUUAAUGACAUCUUGACAUUGUAACAAUUGACUGAAACAAAGUGAAUGGAGAAACAUAGUUAAUGGACUGUAAUGUACUUGGUUGUUUUGAAAUGUCAUUGUUACAAGUCAGCAACUCCCCUGUCCUCAAACCAACACACCCCUGUCCUCGCACCAACACACCCCUGUCCUCACACCAACAGACCCCUGUUCUCACACCAACAGACCCCUGUCCUCACACAAACACACCCCUGUCCCUCACACAAACACACCCCUGUCCUCACACCAACUCCUUUUUCAUGAUUUCACACUAAAUGUGUUCUGCAUAUUUCAGGAGUUGAUAAAAAACACAGACAAAGGCAAUAGUGAAAGGGAAGGUCUGGAGCAGGCUUUAGAGGCCAUGCAGGUAACAAUGUCCCCUGGACAUAUUAAUCCACCUAUUUCAGGGGCAGGGGGUUUGGUUUGGCCCUUUCACUUAAUGCUUAGGUUUAGUAUUACUCCACCUAUGGGGACCCCACUCAUUUAAUGCUAAAGUUUAGCUUUACUCCACCUAUGGGGACCCCAUUCAUGUAAUGCUAAAGUUUAGGAUUACUCAACCUAUGGGGACCCCAUUUAUUUAAAGCUAAAGUUUAUGGUUACUCACAGCCAUUCAUUUAAUGCUAAAGUUUAGUAUUACUCCACCUAUGGGGACCCCAUUCAUUUAAUUUUUAAGUUUAAGAUUACUCCACCUAUGGGGACCCCAUUAAUUUAAUGCUAAAGUUUAGUAUUACUCCACCUAUUGGGACCCCAUUUAUUUAAUGCUAAAGGUUAGUGGGGGGGGAGGGGGGAUGGGACAUUCCAUCAAUGCUGGAAUACAGGAUUAUUUUAACUACGGGACUCCAAUAACUCUAUAGUUAUUUUCUGUUACUGAAAUGUAGUAUAAUAAAACCUGAUAUCAAAAGAGAUUUAGUUGUUAAUAUCAUUAGAGAAGAAUAUUUGCAUUGUCCUGCCAAGCUCACAAGAUGUUGUGUUUCACAUUAAUGACGCUAUCUUCUAAUGAUGGAUUCUCCUAGGAUCUGUCUCUGUACGUCAAUGAAGUGAAAAGAGACCAUGAAAGUUUGACAUUGAUUGAAGAGAUUCAAGAAAGGUUAGUAUCCUGUUGCAGUUAG
Molecule: messenger RNA, 21245 nt
Organism: Lymnaea stagnalis (great pond snail)
Lineage: Eukaryota; Metazoa; Mollusca; Gastropoda; Lymnaeidae
Source: the annotation of a GenBank genome assembly